AUAGUUGAGGCGUGGGCUGAUAUUCCAGCUAAUAUGAUCAUUAAUUUAUUUAAAAAAUAUAGUAUUCUUCACGGUAUUGAAACAGAAUCAGAGGAACAAAUGAUAAUUUCAGUAGAUGAUGAAGAAAUUACCCAAUA
Messenger RNA from Racocetra persica, 137 nucleotides. NCBI's taxonomy places the organism in Eukaryota, Fungi, Glomeromycota, Glomeromycetes, Diversisporales, Gigasporaceae. The record is from the annotation of a GenBank genome assembly.